AGCAUUCCUUAUGUUGGGACAAUACACGAUGGCCUUGUUCCUGGAAACACGAUUGUGAUACUUGGGACUGUUCCUGAUGAUGCGGACAGGUUCCAGGUGGAUUUACAGUGUGGCAGUAGCGUAAAGCCUCGAGCUGAUGUGGCGUUUCAUUUGAACCCCCGGUUCAAAAGGUCUGGCUGCAUUGUUUGCAACACGUUGGAGAGGGAAAAAUGGGGCUGGGAAGAAAUCACUUACGAGAUGCCCUUUCAAAAAGGGAAGUCAUUCGAGAUUAUCAUUGUGACUUUAAAAGAUAAAUUCCAGGUGGCUGUAAAUAAGAAGCACUUGCUGCUCUACAACUACAGAAUGAACCUUGAAAGAAUAGAUACUCUUGGAAUAUAUGGCAAAGUGCAGAUCAAAACUAUAGAAUUUGUUUCCAAUGGGGAAAUGCCAGAUGGUUCCCAAUUUGGAGUUCCUUAUGUUGAGAAACUUGAUGCUGCACUUCGUCCAGGCUGCGCAGUUACCAUUAAAGGAGAAGUGAAUAAAAACUCCAAGAGCUUUGUGAUAAAUCUGAAAUCAAGUGACUCAAAGGACAUUGCAUUACAUCUGAAUCCUCGAGUGAAAAACAAAGUUUUUGUAAGGAACUCGUACCUUCAUGACAGCUGGGGAGAGGAAGAAAAGGAAGUUGCCAAUUUCCCUUUCAGUCCUGGGAUUUACUUUGAGAUGAUCAUUUUCUGUGAGGCCCACCACUUCAAUGUUGCUGUUAAUGGUGUUCACACUCUGGAGUACAAGUAUCGUUUUAAACACCUUGAAAAGAUCGAUACAGUGGAAGUCACCGGAGAUGUUAAAUUGUUAGAUCUAAAGAGAUGGUAGUUCUUUUCAGUCAGUACUAAAAGAAUUAACCCUCUUCUAACGACAGUGCCUCCUUGUGAAGUGCAAACGGGUGCUGACUCACGCUGAGCCUGCUUUUAUCUGUCUAGGCUUCUGUCUGCCUCUGAGCUUGGG
This is a messenger RNA of Eurypyga helias (sunbittern), 981 nucleotides long. RefSeq names its product lectin, galactoside-binding, soluble, 8 (gene LGALS8). The record is from RefSeq and is a predicted model, not a curated record. The transcript has 7 exons. Lineage: Eukaryota; Metazoa; Chordata; Aves; Eurypygiformes; Eurypygidae. The annotation marks the transcript as partial. Gene Ontology annotation, molecular function: carbohydrate binding.